Molecule: messenger RNA, 2921 nt
Organism: Eruca vesicaria subsp. sativa (arugula)
Lineage: Eukaryota; Viridiplantae; Streptophyta; Magnoliopsida; Brassicales; Brassicaceae
Source: the annotation of a GenBank genome assembly
UUGCGAAAACUAAACUAAAAUCUCUCGUCUCUCCCUGGAUUUUUGGUUCCUUUAUAGAUUGCUUCAUCUCUGCUAGAUUCCUCUUCACACUCUAAAUCAUCCAAAAUUCAAGAUCGUAUACACACAUACACACCUUCAAAGAAUCAAUCUCAUCUCUCCGUCUCCACUCCUCCAGCUCAAAAGCCUAAACGCACCGAUCAACACCCCCUAACCUCCAUUUAGGCUGAAUCGUCUACUGUUAAGCUCCCAAAAAACCUAUGUUUUUCUCCGGCGAUCCUUCCACUCGGAAACGAGUCGAUUUAGGAGGCCGGAGCACCAAGGAGGGAGACGCUCGCAAGCUUCUUGAGCAGACCAGGAUUGAGCGUAGUCGCCGUCUCCUUCACAAGCAGCAGAACUCCGCUUCCCUCAAAAUUCAGAAAUUCUUUAGAGGUAGAAGAGCAAUGGCCGUUGAGCGCUCCAAGCUGCGGCGUAACUUCUGUGAAACGUAUGGGGAUAAUUGCCAGAAUGUCGAUAGGCAUUGCUUUGAUCCAGAUUCUAGUUUCCUUCGUCAGUUUCUGUUUUUCUUCAAGGCGCAAAACUCUGGAGAUUUUGUGAUGCUUGUGGAGACGUGUCGUCUACUGCGAGAUUUUGCACACAGCAGUGGUGACGUUCUCAGCCUUUUCUCUGGCUUGGACUAUUCUACGGAGCUUAGUUUAGUGGAUUUUAGAGUAAAGAAACUUGCAUUUACCUGCAUCGAGGCUAUACAUUACAACAGGGAGCGUUUAAGGGACCAGCUCUUAGUUACUACUGAGGAAGCUAGCAUUUCGACAGCUAUCUUGAUGGAUGCAAUGUCGUUGUUGCUAGAUCCUAAGCUGCCUUGGGUUUGCAAAAUAGUUAGUCAUCUACAGAAAAGAAACAUAUUCAAACUGGUCAAAGAAAUUGUGACUACGGCUAAGGAAGCCGCAAGAGGUCCAACUAUGAACGGCAGCAUCCUUUCACUAGAAAGAGUAUUGGUCCUGGUAGUACCACAUGUUGGCCGUGAGCUAUGUUGCUGCGCUGUUGUUGAUCCACGUUGGAGUUUCUCAUCUAUGAUCCUUACCAUACCCUUUAUAUGGAAGCUCUUCCCAACCUUGAAAGUGGUAUUUGCCAACCCAAGUCUAAGUCAACACUACAUUCACCAGAUGGCUUUCUGUAUCCAAAAGGAUAACCAUGUUCUCCCAGUAGAUACAAACACAGAAUUUCCUGGUUAUGCUUGUCUUCUUGGUAAUACAUUGGAAAUUGCAAACGUGAACCAGAAGUGGUCAUCCAUGCCUAGUGUCCUACCUUAUCUUCCAGCGGAUGCCCCGGGCUGGCUAUUACCUCUGGCUGUCUUUUGUCCUGUUUAUAAGCAUAUGCUUAUGAUAGUAGACAGUGAGGAGUUUUACGAACGAGAGAAGCCACUGUCGCUACAAGAUAUCAGGUUGCUUAUCAUCAUUCUCAAGCAAGCUUUAUGGCAGUUACUAUGGGUGAAUCCACUUACACAACAUAACUCCGCGAAAUCUGUCUCCAACGACCUCUUUAAGAAGAACGAUGUUGGCCUGAUUCAGAACAGGGUUGGGGUUGUAGUCGCUGAGUUACUUUCACAGUUUCAAGAUUGGAACAACCGUCAACAAUUCACUUCCUCGAGCGACUUUCAAGCUGAUACAGUCAAUGAAUAUCUUAUCACUCAGGCCGUAGUGGAAGGUACAAGAGCCAACUACAUACUGAUGCAAGCUCCAUUCCUAAUUCCGUUUACAAGCAGAGUCAAAAUAUUCACAACACAAUUAGCAACGGCGAGGCAGAGUCAUGGAUCUGAAGAAACUUUUGCUCGAAAUCUGUUCAGAAUACGAAGAGAUCACAUCUUGGAUGAUGCUUACAAUCAAAUGAGUGCAUUAUCAGAGGAUGGUCUCCGAGGACCAAUUCGUGUGACAUUUGUCAAUGAGCUCGGAGUUGAGGAAGCCGGUAUUGAUGGUGGUGGCAUUUUCAAAGACUUUAUGGAGAAAAUUACCCUAGCAGCGUUUGAUGUGCAGUAUGGAUUGUUUAAGGAGACCGCUGAUCACAUGCUUUAUCCUAAUCCUGGAUCAGGAAUGAUACAUGGGCAGCAUCUCCAAUUCUUUCAUUUUCUCGGGAGCCUUCUCGCAAAAGCUAUGUUUGAAGGGAUUCUAGUUGAUAUACCAUUUGCAACGUUUUUCCUCAGUAAACUGAAACAAAAGUACAACUAUUUGAACGAUUUGCCUUCUCUGGAUCCUGAGUUGUAUAGGCAUCUUAUAUUUCUGAAGCGUUAUAAGGGUGAUAUAUCAGACUUGGAGCUUUACUUUGUUAUUGUGAACAAUGAAUAUGGAGAGAGAACAGAGGAAGAGCUACUUCCUGGGGGAAAAGACAUGCGAGUGACAAAUAAGAAUGUUAUAACUUUCAUUCAUCUGGUUUCCAAUCAUCGGUUAAACUUUCAGAUACGUCAACAGAGUUCUCACUUCUUGAGGGGGUUUCAGCAACUCAUUCCAAAAGAAAGGAUCGAUAUGUUCAACGAACAUGAGCUACAGGUUCUCAUAUCUGGUUCAGGCGAUAGUUUAGAUAUUGACGACUUGCGAAAGAACACCAAUUAUGGUGGAGGCUACAACGUUGGACAUUAUGUGAUUGAUAUGUUUUGGGAAGUAAUUAAAAGCUUCUCAUCCGAGAACCAGAAGAAGUUCUUAAAAUUUGUGACGGGAUGUUCAAGAGGACCACUGCUCGGUUUCAAAUACUUAGAACCUGCAUUCUGCAUACAGAGGGCUGGUGGUAGCGUGAGUAAUGAAGCAGUUGAUAGACUACCGACAUCAGCUACUUGUAUGAACCUUCUUAAGCUUCCUCCCUAUCAAAGCAAAGAGCAACUUGAAACCAAAUUGAUGUACGCUAUAAGCGCUGAAGCGGGUUUUGAUCUGAGCUGA